ACUCGAUCUUGGAGCCAAGUCGGGAGGCUAAAACUAUACUAUCGAGUACCCGCUGCUUUGUCUGCGCAUUAUUCUGAUUUUCUAAGAGUCAACGGUAUCGAUCUAGGUAGGCCAAUACCGGAUCGACUGGCACAAGCUUGCCAGAACUAGGCCUUGUCCAAAACCAUAGCGAGAUUGCAAUGUCUGGAGUGGAAGUAGCUAGUCUGGCACUGGCAGUGUUACCAGUGUUCAUCUACGCUGCGGAGCACUUGAAAGGAUACGGCAUAAAACAAGAAGAGUUCUUGAUGGACUUGAAGUUUGAAGUUGCCUUCUUGAACAUGAACUUACAGACUGUCGUUAAAAGCCUGGCUGGAAUUCCCGAUGAACGACGCCAGAGACUAUUGUCGAUACAAAAUGCACAAGAUAUGGAAAAUAUAUGGAGAUCGGAGGACAUUGUUCAAGCAUUAAAGAUCCGACUGGACCCAGGCUUUGACUUGUUUCUCGACACCCUAAAGUCGAUUCUUGAACAUCUAGAAAAGCUUCUUGCUAACCUUUCAACUAUGACCCAUCCGAAAGAUUCGAAGGGACCCGAGGACUUGCGUUAUACCUGUGCCAACCUUUACAAGCUUUGCGCUAUCCCUCAGUCUGAUUUGACCCGUUUCGACAAGAUAUUCGCGAUACACAAGCAUAGGAGAAAUAACCGUAUUCUCGAUACCAUUCAGAAAUACAAUGAGAAAUUGGAGAGAAUCAUUCUGCGCUCAUCUAGCAGUUGGUUUGAGCCAACAUCUUCAUCAGAACUUGGAAGACGGCGGAGUCGUCAUCUCAUCGAACUGCGACCUUUGCUGCGUACACUAUAUACCACUUUGGGAGGCCUGUGGCCCUGCGACUGUCCGCAACGGCAUGAAGCCCGACUUUGUCUGCUUAAGUGUCGCGAUUCCGAGGACACGGAACACGAAUAUGUUUAUUUCGAUUUCUUGAUGUCGCUGCGUACUGAGGAAGCCAGCCAGUACUGUAAAUGGGUGGAAGGAAAACUUCGUAUUGAACUAGAGCACACACUUCAAGAAGACUCUACACGCACUGUUCGUUUCCAUCUUGACGACCAAGCUUCCAUGCACAGCUCCACAGUGACAGAGUCACCAACAUCACCUUCAUCUUCUACCCCGCUCAUUCAUAGUGGGCGGAGGCGAUCAAUACGGUUUGCACAGACGAAAAUCGAGCAACUGUGCGAGAUUCUGGCUCUUAGCUAUCGCCAUACAAACUCUCCUGAAAUCCUCUUCGAUGGCUCUUCUCUCUGGCAUGUCACCAGUAGGCGACCAGUACGGAGACAGAGUUUGAAGCAGAGGCUAGGUAUGGAUCAGCCGCUCAUCGACACAUCACUUGCCAUCCUUCUCAGUGGGGAGCGAAAGUUUAGUCUAAGGGACAAGAAAAUCCUGUCGGUAACUCUUGCACACUCGUUGCUCCAAUUCUGUGAAGGCCCUUGGCUCAGCAAAGAGUGGAGCAAAGAGCACAUAUCAUUCCUUCACCAGGGGAAAGACGACCUCCUUGAUCCGGAUCUUCGGAGGCCGUACGUCUCUACACUUUUCCUUGAGAAUGAGAUAGAAGAAACUCCAGACGAGCUGUAUCGAACUCACCCAAAUCCUAGCGUCCUUGCAUUGGGUAUCCUGCUUUUGGAGAUCGAGUUUGACUCGACCAUCGAAAGCAAGCGGCAAGCGGAGGACUAUGGCGACGACGGGCGGCCCACUAUCAAUACAGACCUCUUUGCCGCAUCCCGGUUGCUCAACGACGUCGAAGAGGACGUCUAUAUCAACCACAAGAAUGCCGUUUCUGCUUGCCUUUAUUGUAACUUUUAUGAUGGAGACGACUUUAGUCUGGACAAUCCGGACUUUCGACAGGCUGUGUACGAUAAUAUUGUAGCGCCCCUUGAAGAUGAGCUGUAUCACGCAUAUAAGCUAACAUCUGAUGAUAUUGGUUUAAAUUGAGGCAAAUGAAAUCACAUUGUUUCGUCUCGG
Molecule: messenger RNA, 1988 nt
Organism: Eremomyces bilateralis CBS 781.70
Lineage: Eukaryota; Fungi; Ascomycota; Dothideomycetes; Eremomycetales; Eremomycetaceae
Exons: 3
Coding region: 180-1958 (592 amino acids)
Source: RefSeq, a predicted model, not a curated record